GAUUAGCGAGGUAUGUUUAUAGUAUUUUGUUGUAAAGUUUUGAGAGAUUGUGGGUGAAUGUUGGUUGUGAUGAUUCACAAAGCGGAUCAAUAGGUCUUGGAGAGUAAUUUCUAACAAAGAAAGCAGUGUGGGGCUAGCAAAUUGCAGCUUUCCACUGACCACAAGGUGUGUGCUGUUGCACUCAGCACACUACAUUAUAUUUUGAAAGAUAAGGCAUCCAACAGUGAUUUCAGAAAAGUAAAAAUCUAUGGAAGACAUCACUGAAGAACUGCCUACUAAGCGAAGAAAAAUUGAAGAUGUCUCUCAACAUAAUGGUGAUGCUGCAAGAGAAAGUGACGAAAAGACAGCAAAAACUAAACCUUCACUUCAAAUUGAACCCAAAGUCCUGGCACGUUUGAGACAAAUAGCUAAAAACACUAGUAUAAUAGGUGGUCCCAACUCACCUCAGAAGCAAAGUGAUCAUAAAAAUGAUGAUAUCAAGGUUGUCACAGCAACAAAAAAAUCACAUGACCAAAACCAAAACAAAGAUGAAGCAACUGCAGACACGACUAAAGAUACAAGUGACGUCAUCAUUUCUUCGGCUGGCUCGUCACCAGCUCACUCACCAAAACCAGAGGAUUUGACCGUGCUUUCUACCCCACCCAAAAUGGCCAUGACAAAAGGCAAUCAUGUCGACAGCAAAGCCGUAUCCAAAAAACUUUUAGGCCAGCUUGAGGACCGGGAUGAAAACAGGGAUCCCAAUGGAGAAAAUAAAGAACUACUCGGUAUCCCAGGCGACACUCACGACGAUUCUUCCAAGACGAAAGCAGUAGAUGAACAGAAAACUAAGAGCGUGGUAGAGACCAAAUCUAGUUCAUCAACAGCACAAACGCCGCCGCUCAGUUUAGACACGGCAGAGCUGAAAAAGGUCCUAAAAGUGCUGAUAGAAGAAAAGUUUAAGCAAGUGGAAGAUGUUUAUCAAAACCAAGAAUCGGAGACGGUGCUGAUUAACAGAAUCGCUCGACUUGAGGAAGAAAACCGAAAUCUGCAUGAGUACGCUGCAAAACUUGAGAAGGCAGUGAAAUUCCUUUUAGACAACCAAAAGAGCAAGAAAGAUAAACAAAGUAAAAGUGCACAAACGGACGAUCUUGUCUUGUCUAAGGUAAAAGCUGUAGCUCAUAACACGCCAUCUCCACCGAUCAUCCACAUAUCACAACCAACCAAACAAGUAACUCCAUUAACAACACCUACAUUACCAGCACAAAGUCAAGUACCAAUAAACCAGGUCAAUAAACAAGGUACACCAGUAACAUCAAGAUUGACAGCCACACAGGCAGCAAUUCCUGGACACUYUGUAACACCAGCCUCGCUUCCACAACGUGCUACGUACUCACAACAACAUGUAAGUGUUCCCAACCCUACGUUGAAGCCUCCUCAAGGCCCAAGGAUGCCACAAUAUCCUUCAAAUGUGGCCCAGUUAGGUGUGCCAACAUCACCAACACGGCGGCCUGCUCCAGUUACUGUAACGGUACAUCCACAAACGACUACGGCUACUAUGAUCCCUUCCGCUUCCUACCCAGCACAAGUACAGAAGAGUACGUAUGUUACUAAUACGGUUAUAAGUCAACCACGCCCUCCCGCAUCACACCCUCAUCAGCAACUACAACGUCUGCCAGGUCCUCAACCCAUGGUAGUCUAUCAACGACCUCCAGCCCAGCAACAAGCACCUCUGGCUGUUCAACCCGUGCAGCAAUAUCCCAAUUCAUUAGCUAUGAGAUCGCCACCGAGCUCAAGACCAGGAACUCAGGUGGUCCAGCAUCAGGUCCCGGUCGUGAACAAUCAAACAAGAAUACCACAGAACACGCCUAAUAACUUUCAACACGUUCGACCACAGAUACCUCAAAACAUGGCAGUCUCCCCUCGGAAUGUAAUGGGCGCGGCAAAUCAGGAACAGGGCGGCAAUAAGGAUGCUCCUGGGCGCCCUGUUGUCUCCAUUGCGGUCGUUUCCAAUGGUAUUGUCCUUUCAUGGAAUAUGCAUAACAAUACGUCAUCGACGCGAAUCGCCAGGUAUCAGCUGUUCGCGCUACAAGACACAAAAAAUGCUCAGUGGAAGAAGAUUGGUGUGGUGAAUGCCCUUCCGUUACCUAUGGCUUGUACACUGACACAAUUCAUGCCCGGUAAUAAAUAUCACUUUACAGUCCGGGCACAAGACGAGCAUGGUCGCUGUGGACCAUUGAGUGAAGCUUGUACUGUUACUCUUACUUGAUAACCACUAGUUUGCAGCUAAACUUCUGAAUGCAAAACCCCUGGAAAUGUGGGAAUAGAUAUUUUAAUCCGUCCACACGAAAUUUUGUUUGGAAUCAUCAAGUUUUUCACGCAUUCGAGGAAAAAUAUAUUUGAAUCCGGAUCGUAGACAACAAAGUCUGCUACGAACAUUUUGUGGAUUCUAAAGUGUCCAUAACGCUAGGUCAUUGAUCUAUUUCCUCUUGGUCAGGGUUUUUAUCAAACACAAACUUGGAUAAAUUUAGCAUAUUUGUAGACUCUUUGUAUGCUCUCAUCAGCCAGAUUUUAAUCUAAAGGAUUUUAGAUGUUUGUAAGGACUUUUUAAAUUAUUUAAGUAUUGAUAAUGUACACUGUGGCUCGGUUAACCUGCGUGGUGGCUCUAGGGUUUACGCGCGACCGUCUUUCUUCUCCCCAGUCCCCUUCUAGGGCGGCGACGCAGACUUGGGCCACCUUAAUAAGAGUUUAAGUUUAAUGCUAUAGGAUGCACAUCAACUUCGUCCCUAGGGCCUUGAACUAUAGAGAAGCCCUGGAAACGAGGUUAAGAUGCACAUCCCCGGCUCUCAUAUAGGAUUUUCCACGCAACUGCGGUUUCAUCUCAUAUUUUUAUUGUCUGCCUUUUUGUGGCUAGCGUCACAUUGCGACUUUUCUUGAGACACUGUCGCAAGAAUAGUCCUUAUAAUGACGCUGACUACCCGCUACGAAAAAAUAAAUUUAUAAAGUUGAGAUCAGCGAGAACUUAGGCAAAGCAUUAGUGUUUCUUUUUUUGUAAAGUAUUCCUAUACUAAAAUAUUUCCAGACUGUAUAUUUUUCAUUAGUUUUUAGCGGGUAUUAGCAUGUAAAAGCAGAGACCUCAUGGUCGUUUUAUAUAUAGGACAAUUACCAAUGUUUGAUUUGCAACGUUGAUUAUAUAUCAUGGAUGAGUGAUGAGUAGAUUUUUUUAUGCGAUGAGAAUUAAUAAAGUGAUUAUAUUUUGUUUAGAA
Molecule: messenger RNA, 3242 nt
Organism: Exaiptasia diaphana
Lineage: Eukaryota; Metazoa; Cnidaria; Anthozoa; Actiniaria; Aiptasiidae
Product: activating transcription factor 7-interacting protein 1
Exons: 6
Coding region: 248-2245 (665 amino acids)
Biological process (GO): regulation of DNA-templated transcription
Cellular component (GO): transcription regulator complex; nucleus
Molecular function (GO): transcription coregulator activity; protein binding
Source: RefSeq, a predicted model, not a curated record